AUGGGGAAGAAAGGAGGCAAGAAAGGGAAAGGGCUCCCGAACCUCAGCGAUGACGAGGACGUCCCGGAUCCGAUCGCCGCCGGCGGUGGCGGCGGCGGAGGCGGCGGCGGAGGCCCGAAGAAGAACAAGAAGGGCAAGCGAAGAGGGGACGCGAGCUCGGACGAGGACGACGCGCCGCCCGCGAAAGCGCCGCCGGGGAAGACCGCCGCCGCCGCGGACGACGACGACGACGCCCCCGCGCUGUCGCGAGCGCAGAAGCGCAAGGACAAGAAGAACAAGAAGGGAGGCAAGGGCGGAGGCGGAGGGAAAGGCGGCUUCGACGACGACGACGACGACGACGACGAUCUCCUCGCGCUCGCCGCGAUGGGAGGCGGCGGCGGCGGCGGCGGCGGCGGCUCGGACGACUCCGAGGACGAGCCCCCCGCGUUCAAACCGCCGGCGAAGAACAACCAAAAGAAAGGAGGGAAGGGCGGCGGCGGCGCGGCCGGGUUCGCCGCGCUCAUGGGCGGCGACUCGGACGAAGACGCCUCCGAGCCGGAGCCCGAGCCGGAGUCCGACUCCGACGGCGACGCCGCGCCCGCGCGCGGCGGCGGCGGCGCCGCCGCGGGGUUCGCCGCGCUCAUGGGCGGCGACUCAGACGAAGACGACGACGGCGCCGAAGAGGAGCUGGAGCCGGAGCCGGAGCCGGAGCCCGAGCCGGAGCCCGAGCCGGAGCCCGACGUUCUCGUGAAGAAAAAGAAGAAAAAGAAGGGAGGCUUCGACGCGCUCGCGCUCGAGGACGACGAGCCCGAGCCCGAGCCCGAGCCCGAGCCCGAGCCCGAGCCGCCCGCGGCGCCGCCCGCGGGCGACGACGGCAGCGACGACGAGCCGCUCCUCCUCGUGAAGAAGAAGAAGAAGAAGAAGCCGCUCGAUUUGAGCGCGCUGACCGGGGAGGACGAACCCGCGGCGGCGGCGGCGGCGGCGGAGCCGGGGUUGAUCAUCGCGGAGGUGACCGAGUGCGCGCCGCAUCCGAUGGCGGACAAGCUCACGAUCUGCCAGGUCGACGUGGGCGACGGCGAGCCGCUUCGCGUCGUGUGCGGCGCCCCCAACGUCCGCGCCGGUCUGAAGGUGAUCUUCGCGCGCGUCGGCGUCGUCGUUCCGAGCACCGGGGCGAAGCUCGCGAAGACGCCGCUGCGCGGGGUCAUGUCGGAAGGGAUGAUUCUCUCCGCCGCGGAGAUGGGGUGGAUGCCGAAGGCGGUCGGGAUCAUCGAGUGCCCGAAGAAAGCGCCGGUCGGGGAGCCCGCGCCCUUGGACCCGCCGCCGGACCUCGCGAUGGCGGACCCCGCGGCGAAGAAGAAGAAGAGCAAGGACAAGGACGGGAAGGAGAAGAAGGAGAAGAAGGAGAAGAAGGAGAAGGAGAGAGAACGCUCGCCGACGCAGGAGGCGGAGGCGGAGGCGCCGCCCGCGGAGCUCGUCCUCGGGAAGAAGAAGAAGAAGAAGGCCGCGCCGGAGCCCGAGCCCGAGCCGGAGCCGGAGCCGGAGCCCGAGCCGGAGCCGGAGCCGGAGCCCGAGCCGGAGCCGGAGCCGGAGCCCGAGCCGACGGCCAAGGAGGAAAAGACGAAGAAGAAGAAAAAGAAGGGCGGCGCCAAGGAGGAGGAGAAGACCGGGGACGACGACCUCGACGCGCUGUUCGCGGAGCUCGGGAUCGAGAAGAAGGAGGAGGACGCCGGAGGCGGCGAGUCCAAGGCUGCGAAGAAGCGGCGCGAGAAGAAGGAGCGCGAGGCGGCGGCGGCGGCGGCGGCGGCGGCGGGCGAGGGCGGCGGCGCCGCGGCGGACGGCGCGGAUGAUGGCGGCGCGGCGGGCGGCGCGGAGGAAGGCGAGAGCGUCUGGGAGAAACAGCUCGAGGAGCUCGAAGCGCUGCAGGCGUCCGGGGAGAAGCUCAACGACUCGCAGAAGAAUAAGCUCAAGAAGCUCAAGAAGAAGGCGAAGGAGAAGGAGGCGAAGGACGCGAAGGGCGGCGCCCCCGGCUCUGGCUCGAAAUCGGGCGCCGGGAAGCCGUCCGCCGCGGUGCUCAGGAUGCAAGAGCAGAUUCGUCUCCGCGAGGAAGCCGAGGCCGCGGCCGCCGCCGCGGAGGCGGAGCGGAUCGCGCAGGAGGAGGCCGAGGAAGCCGCUGCCGCCGCGGCCGCCGCGGAGGCGGAGGCGAAGCGCCUCGCGAAGAAAGAGCGCGAGCGUCUGAAGAAGGAGCAGCUGAAGAAGGAAGGGAAGCUCCUGACCGGGAAGCAAAAAGAGGAGCAACGGCGGUUGGAAGCGAUGCGCGCGCAGAUCCUGCAGAACUCCGGGUCGUCCGGUAACCUCGCCGCGGACGACGACGGCGACGGCGAGCUCAGGCGCUCCGUCGUCGUGGACGACCGCAAGAAGAAGAAGGAGCUGUUCGAGCAGCGUAAAGCCGAGGCGAUCGCGCGCAAAGCCGCGGAGGAAGAGGCGGCGAUAAAAAAAUUGCAGGAGGACAAAGCCGCGGCCGCGGCCGCGGAAGCCGCCGCGAAGGCUGCGGCUGCCGCGGAGGAGAGCGACGACGCGGAGGACGACUGGGACGCCGUGGACGACCUCGACGCGCUCGUGAAGAUCCCGAACAAGGCGGAGGAGGAGAGGAAAGCGAAAGAGGCGGCCGAGCGCGAAGCCGCGCGACUCGCCCUCGACGCGGAGAAGAAGCGCAAGGCGGCGGAAGAGGCCAAGGCGGCGAAAGCGACGGCGAAGCCCGCGCCGGGGAGCGGCGGUAAGGGCGAGAAGCCGUGGGCCGCGGCCGCGAGAGCGAAAGCGGAAGCCGCGAAAGCCGCGAACGCGGAGGCCUCGGAUUCCGACUCCGAGAGCGGCUCGGAUUCCGACGCGUCCGGUUCCGAUUCCGACGCGUCCGGCUCGGACAGCGACAGCGACAGCGACAGCGACAGCGACAGCAGCGACUACAGCUCGUCGGACUACACCUCGAGCGAGGAAGACUCCGACGACGAGCGCGAGCGUUUACACCGGGAGAAGAUGCAGGUCGCGAAGACAGCGCGUCUGGCGCGGUUCGAAGCGAUCAAGGCGGCGAGGUCCGCGGAUCGCCUGCGGUGCCCGAUCAUCUGUAUCCUCGGGCACGUCGACACCGGGAAGACGAAGAUCCUCGAUAACAUCCGUCGCACGAACGUUCAGGACGGCGAGGCUGGCGGGAUCACGCAGCAGAUCGGCGCGACGUUCAUCCCGGACACCGCGAUUCGCGACCGGACGUUUCAGCUCAACAAGGGCGAGCUCAAGCUCGACGUCCCGGGUCUCCUCGUCAUCGACACCCCCGGGCACGAGUCGUUCACGAACCUCCGCUCGCGCGGAUCGUCUUUAUGCGACCUCGCGAUCCUCGUCGUGGACAUCAUGCACGGCCUGGAGCCGCAGACGCUGGAGUCGCUGAACAUGCUGCGGAUGCGAAAGACGCCGUUCAUCAUCGCGCUGAACAAAAUCGACAGGAUGUUCGACUGGGACGCGAAAGCCGACUUCCCCACCCGGGAAACGCUCGCGCUUCAGAAACAGCACGCGCGCGCGGAGUUCGAGGACCGCGCGAAGAAGGUCAUGCUCGAGUUCGCGAACGAGGGCUUGAACGCGGCGAUAUAUUGGGACAACCCGGACGUGCGGAAGUUCAUCAACGUCGUCCCGACGUCCGCGAUCACGGGCGAGGGCAUUCCCGACAUGAUCCACACGCUCGUGGACCUGACGCAGACGAGGAUGAACGAACGCCUUCGGUUCUUCGACGCGGUGCAGUGCACAGUCCUCGAGGUGAAGAUGCUCGAGGGUUUGGGGACCGCGAUGGACGUCAUCCUCAUCAACGGCACGCUUCGGGAGGGAGACACGAUCGUCGUCGCCGGGCUGCAAGGCGCGAUCGUGACGACGAUCAGAGCGCUUCUCACGCCGCAGCCGAUGCGAGAGAUGCGCGUGAAGGCGAACUACGUGCACCACAAGGAAAUCUCCGCGGCGAUGGGGAUCAAGAUCGUCGCGAACGGACUCGAGCAAGCGAUCGCGGGGACCUCGAUGCUCGUGCAGAACAAAGAGGACGACCUCGACGAGCUCAAGGACGAGGUGUUGUCCGACAUGAAGAACGUCUUCUCGCGGGUGGACAAGAGCGGCGAGGGCGUGUACGUGCAAGCGUCCACGCUCGGGUCGUUGGAAGCGCUGUUGGAGUUCUUAAAGUCCGACGCGGUGAAGAUCCCCGUCGCCGGGAUCGCGAUCGGGCCGGUGAACAAACGCGACGUCAUGGGCGCGUCGGUGAUGCACGAGCGGAAGCGACCGGAAUUCGCCACGAUUCUCGCGUUCGACGUGAAAGUCACGGAAGAGGCGACGCGGAUGGCGAACGAGCUCAACGUCAAGGUGUUCACCGCGGACAUCAUAUACCACCUGUUCGAUCAGUUCACCGCGUACAUGGCGGAGAUCAAGGCGAAGAAGAAAGCCGCCGCCGCGGAGCACGUGUCCUUCCCGUGCGUGCUCAAGAUCAUGCCCAACUGCAUCUUCAACAAGCGCGACCCGAUCAUCGUGGGCGUGGACAUCGUGAAAGGCAUCGCGCGCAUCGGGACGCAGCUGUGCAUUCCCUCGCAGGGGUUCAUCGACAUCGGUAAGAUCGCGGGCAUGGAGAGGGACCACAAGCAGGUGGACAAGGCGACGCCGGGGCAGUCGGUGGCGAUGAAGAUUCAACCCGUCAGCGCUGCGGAGAGCAGCCGACUGUACGGGCGGCAUUUCGAUCACAAAGACGAGCUCGUGAGCCGGAUCACGCGCGAGUCGAUCGACAUGCUGAAGGAGAACUUCAGGGACGAGCUCGGGAAGGAGGACUGGCGGUUGGUCGUCGAGCUGAAGAAGAAGUUCGAGAACCACUACGGCGAACCCAUGUGA
Messenger RNA from Micromonas pusilla CCMP1545, 4881 nucleotides. Its product is annotated as translation initiation factor. NCBI's taxonomy places the organism in Eukaryota, Viridiplantae, Chlorophyta, Mamiellophyceae, Mamiellales, Mamiellaceae. The coding region runs from base 1 to 4881 and encodes 1626 amino acids. Gene Ontology annotation, cellular component: mitochondrion; cytoplasm. Gene Ontology annotation, molecular function: GTPase activity; translation initiation factor activity; tRNA binding. The record is from RefSeq and is a predicted model, not a curated record. Gene Ontology annotation, biological process: translational initiation. The transcript has a single exon.